Molecule: messenger RNA, 1029 nt
Organism: Mobula hypostoma (lesser devil ray)
Lineage: Eukaryota; Metazoa; Chordata; Chondrichthyes; Myliobatiformes; Myliobatidae
Product: proproteinase E-like
Exons: 7
Coding region: 151-1029 (292 amino acids)
Biological process (GO): proteolysis
Molecular function (GO): serine-type endopeptidase activity
Source: RefSeq, a predicted model, not a curated record
UUUUUUUUUAUCUUUAGCUAGGUAACAGCUGGAAUAUUGACUAUGCUUCUAGUCACCAAAUUAUAAGUAGUACGCGAUUGCCCCGAAGAAGAUGCAGAAGGUUCAUUGGAAAUUUUCCUGAAAUGAAGUGUUUCACUUAGGUGGGAGAGAAUGGAUUCGCAAGAUUUAUUCUCCUUGGAGCAGAAAGGACUAACAAUGAAUUGCCAAGCAUCUGGCUGUGGACAGAGUUACUACACCCCAUAUGCCUCUAGGGUGGUUAAUGGAAUUGAUGCGAGGCCAUACAGCUGGCCAUGGCAGGUUUCGUUGCGAGUUGGAUAUCCAGGAAGCAAUUCGUUUUCUCACACUUGUGGUGCGACGCUAAUUUCCUCAAACUGGGUUAUGACAGCAGGCCAUUGUAUCUCCUAUGGAAGGGAAUACCGUGUGGUACUGGGAGAGUAUGACAGAGAUGUUGAAGAGGGUGCAGAGCAGUUCAUAAAGCCCAGUGGUAUCUUUGUUCAUCCACAAUGGAAUAUGAACUGUGUGGCCUGUGGGAAUGAUAUCGCUUUAAUCAAGCUCUCAGAGAAUGCAGUCUUGAAUGACAAAGUUCAGAUUGCUUGUAUUCCACCUUACGGUGAAAUUCUUCCCAAUAACUUUUAUUGCUACAUUACUGGAUGGGGCCGGCUCUACACGAAUGGACCACUUCCAGCAAAGCUACAGCAAGCUUACAUACCAGUUAUUGACUAUGAGCAUUGCAGUGCACCAGACUGGUGGAGCACUUCUGUGAAAGAGACCAUGGUUUGUGCUGGAGGUGCUGAAAAGUCCGGAUGCAAUGGAGACUCAGGUGGACCUUUGAACUGCCAGGGUUCUGAUGGACGCUGGUAUGUCCAUGGUGUAACCAGCUUUGUGUCAGCCUAUGGAUGUAACACCUAUAAGAAACCCACAGUCUGGACUCGAGUAUCCGCCUUCAAUUACUGGAUUGCUCAGGUAGGUACCAUUUUCAUGCAGAAAGGAAUGUUAAUAUGUUGGACUUGUUAUGCAGAUCAGAAAUGA